GUCAUUUGUCGGUCGAGAGACGAUAAGGUAGCUCCUUAACGCUCACUCCAGCGCCCUGUUCUGAAGCGCACAUCCACAAGUCGACAAUAAGCUCUUGUGGAAGCAAUUUACAUCUUAUUACUAUUCUUAGAGAUAACAAGUCGCAAGGCACCCUCCCGCGGCCUCGCGCGCCAAAGCGUGUGAACGGCUGAGCGUGGCUGUUCAGGCAGUGGGUCUUGAGCUCGAGCUUGUGAGUCAAGAAUAUUAUAAUGGCAUCAUCGUCGUCGCCUCUCGAGGAGCUGCUCGCAUUUGCGGGAGUCAAGGAUGGCACGAUUAGCAGCCCGCGCCUGGCGCUGGUCGUGCUCGGCGCCGCGCUCGCGGCGUAUGCGCUAGUGUUUGCCGUCAUCAACGUCGUCGACUAUAUCCGUAUCGCCCGCGGUCUGUCGGCCAUACCUUCGGCGCCCGGCGGUGUACCGCUGCUGGGUCAUGUGAUCCCGAUGCUGACUUGCGUGAGCCAAAAUAAAGGCGCCUGGGACAUUAUGGAGGACUGGAUGGACGCCAAGGGUCCCAUCGUGAAGUACAACAUCGCCGGCACACAAGGCGUGGCAGUGCGUGACCCCAAGGCUAUGAAGCGCAUCUUUCAGACGGGGUACAAGCUGUACGAGAAGGACCUCAAGCUCUCCUACCGCCCCUUCCUGCCCAUCCUGGGAACGGGCCUCGUGACUUCGGACGGUGCCCUAUGGCAGAAGCAGCGGAUGCUGAUGGGUCCGGCUCUUCGUGUGGAUGUCCUUGACGACAUCAUCCGAAUUGCCAAGAAGGCUAUUGACCGCCUCUGUGAGAAGCUCAGCCACCACGCGGGCAAGGGCGACAUCGUGGACAUUGAGGAGGAGUUCCGCCUGCUCACUCUACAGGUUAUUGGCGAGGCUGUACUGAGCUUGGGCCCGGAGGAGUGCGACCGGGUGUUUCCCCAGCUGUACCUGCCCGUCAUGAACGAGGCCAACCGCCGCGUGCUGCGCCCCUACCGCAUGUACCUGCCCACGCCCGAGUGGUUCCGCUUCAGCAGCCGCAUGGGCCAGCUCAACGGCUUCCUCAUUGACCUCUUCCGCCGCCGCUGGCAGGCGCGCCAGGCCGCCGCCGCCGCCGCGCAGGGCGAGGGCAGCAGCAGCAGCAAGCCCAAGCCCGCGGACAUCCUGGACCGCAUCAUGGAGGCCAUUGAGGAGUCGGGCGCCAAGUGGGACGCGGCCCUGGAGACGCAGCUGUGCUACGAGGUGAAGACCUUCCUGCUGGCGGGCCACGAGACGUCCGCGGCCAUGCUCACGUGGAGCACCCUGGAGCUGGCGGCGCACAGCCAGGCGGCGGACAAGGUGGUGGAGGAGGCGCGGGCCGCGUUCGGCCCCCGCGGCGAGUCGGAGGCGGGCCGGCGUGCGGUGGAUGAGAUGAUCUACACCCUGGCCGUACUCAAGGAGGCGCUCCGAAAGUACAGUGUGGUGCCUGUGGUCACCCGCGUGCUGGCCGAGGACGACCCCCAGGGCCUGCUGGGCUACCCGCUGCCGCGCGGCACCAUGGUGGCCUGCCACCUGCAGGGCACGCACCGGCUGUACGAGAGCCCGGACGAGUUCCGGCCCGACCGCUUCAUGCCGGGUGGCGAGUACGACCAGUUCGAUGACGCCGACCGCGCCUACAUGUUCCUGCCCUUCAUCCAGGGCCCUCGCAACUGCCUGGGUCAGCACCUGGCGCUGCUGGAGGCGCGUGUGGUGCUGGGGCUGCUGCACGCCCGCUUCAGCUUCAAGCCGGCGCCCAGCGUGCACCCCGACCCAGCCUCGCUGUUCAUGCGCCACCCCACCGUCAUCCCGGUGGGGCCCAUCCGCGGCCUUAAGGUGCUGGUGGAGCAGCGCAAGUAGAGGCGGAGGCACGGAGGCAGCGGCUGGCGGUAGGCGGCUGGUGGGUAGCCGGCGGGCGGCCGGAGGAGUGCACCUAGUGCUGGGUUCGUUCAUGUGAGGCCGAGGCAAUGGCGAGAGGCCGCGGUACUGCUGGCAGGAGAGAGCCAACACACGUAGGGUGCAUGGAAAUGGUUAUUGGGCUUGUGGAGACCUGGUAGGUAUUUUCGGGCACAGGGCGGGCACAGGUAGCGCGAGGCCGGAUGGACGUGGCAGGGAAGGGGCAAAUAGGCGCGCAGCGGGCAGCGUGGGUACGGGAUGCUUGAGGUGUGGGGGGUGCGGGGAGGAUUCUAAGGUAACUGGGCAGUCGGCGUGCUGCAGGAGGGCCGUGUGAGCGACGUAUCGUGCGUGCGGCCAUAGCCUCAUUGUUGUGGUCGGGCGGGGGCGCUCCCUCGAUGCGGGAAUGCGUGGGUGUGCCGUUCAAGUGCGGGUGUUACGUAUCACAAUUUUGUAUACCGUACGGUACGAGAUUGGAGGUUGAGUCACACAGCUUGAUUGGCGUUGUAAGGGCCGCCCCGGCCCGGGCCUCUAGUUCUCGAGUUGCAGGAAGACACGCGGCACACAAGCACCUGCGGUGCUGCCUUGUAACGACACACUCGU
This is a messenger RNA of Chlamydomonas reinhardtii, 2516 nucleotides long. RefSeq lists its product as uncharacterized. Bases 249 to 1880 code for a protein of 543 amino acids. Gene Ontology annotation, molecular function: oxidoreductase activity, acting on paired donors, with incorporation or reduction of molecular oxygen; heme binding; monooxygenase activity. Lineage: Eukaryota; Viridiplantae; Chlorophyta; Chlorophyceae; Chlamydomonadales; Chlamydomonadaceae. The transcript has 9 exons. The record is from RefSeq and is a predicted model, not a curated record.